AUGGGAUGUGGAUCAUCAAAGCAUCACGGUUCGCCGUCACCUAACAACAACAAUACAGUAUCGUUGGCAAAAACAAAUAGUAAUAGCAAUCCUCAUGCCAAACAAGCUUCAUUGUUCAGACCAAUCAAAGAUAAAUUCCAAUCGCUCGAUGAAGUACAAAACGCUCUCAGACAAGCUGGUCUUGAGUCAUCUAAUCUUGUCAUUGGUGUAGAUUAUACUAAAAGUAAUACUUGGAAUGGUGCAAAGACAUUCGGUGGUAGAUGUCUUCAUCAAAUUACACCGGGUCAAUUGAAUCCAUAUCAAGAAGCCAUUGCAAUUGUCGGUGAGACACUGUCUGUGUUUGACGAUGACAAUCUCAUCCCAGUCUAUGGUUUCGGUGACAGCAGAACCACUGACAAGUCAGUGUUCAAAUUCACAACGGACAGACCAUGCUUUGGAUUCCAAGAGGUACUCAACACCUACAAUGAAAUCACCCCAUUGAUCUCAUUGUCUGGACCAACUAGUUUUGCUCCACUCAUUCGUGAGGCCAUCAAUAUCGUUGCUCAAACCCGUCAAUAUCACAUUCUCGUUAUUAUAGCCGAUGGUGAGGUCACCGUUGUAAACGAAACCACCAAAGCAAUCGUAGAGGCUUCUUCCUAUCCUCUUUCCAUCAUCACAAUCGGUGUAGGUGAUGGACCAUUCGAUUUAAUGGAGAAAUUCGACGAUGAACUUCCAGAAAGAAAAUUCGAUAACUUCCAAUUUGUAAAUUAUAAUACCGUUAUGUCUAGAGCUGAGAACAGAAAGGUUGACUUUGCAGUUGCUGCUCUCCAAGAAAUUCCAGAACAAUUUGCUGCAAUUAAACAAUUAGGUUUAUUGGCUAAUUAG
Molecule: messenger RNA, 864 nt
Organism: Heterostelium album PN500
Lineage: Eukaryota; Evosea; Eumycetozoa; Acytosteliales; Acytosteliaceae
Product: copine family protein
Exons: 4
Coding region: 1-864 (287 amino acids)
Source: RefSeq, a predicted model, not a curated record